AGCUGAAGAAGCGGCGGCGGCGGCGGCGGAGGCUCGGGCAGAGGGGCGGGAGCAGAGGCGGGAGCGGACGGGCUCGGGAGAGGCGGCGGAAUGGUGGACUACCACGCGGCGAACCAGUCGUACCAGUACGGCCCCAGCAGCGGGAGCAAUGGCGCCGGCGGCGGCGGUAGCAUGGGCGACUACAUGGCCCAGGAGGACGACUGGGACCGGGACCUGCUGCUGGACCCGGCCUGGGAGAAGCAGCAGCGCAAGACCUUCACAGCCUGGUGCAACUCCCACCUGCGCAAGGCUGGCACGCAGAUCGAGAACAUCGACGAGGACUUCCGAGACGGGCUCAAGCUCAUGCUUCUCCUGGAAGUCAUUUCCGGGGAGCGGUUACCUAAGCCAGAGCGGGGCAAGAUGAGGGUGCAUAAGAUCAACAACGUGAACAAGGCACUGGACUUCAUCGCCAGCAAAGGAGUCAAGCUGGUCUCCAUCGGGGCAGAAGAGAUCGUGGACGGCAACGCAAAGAUGACGCUGGGCAUGAUCUGGACCAUCAUCCUCAGGUUCGCCAUCCAGGACAUCUCCGUGGAGGAGACCUCUGCCAAGGAGGGGCUCCUCCUCUGGUGCCAGCGGAAGACGGCCCCGUACAAGAACGUCAAUGUGCAGAACUUCCACAUCAGCUGGAAGGACGGGCUCGCCUUCAAUGCCCUGAUCCACCGGCACAGACCAGAGCUGAUCGAGUAUGACAAGCUGAGAAAGGACGACCCCGUCACCAACCUGAACAAUGCCUUCGAAGUGGCUGAGAAGUACCUAGACAUCCCCAAGAUGCUGGAUGCGGAGGACAUCGUGAACACGGCCCGGCCCGACGAGAAGGCCAUAAUGACCUAUGUGUCCAGCUUCUACCAUGCCUUUUCGGGAGCGCAGAAGGCCGAGACCGCCGCCAACCGGAUCUGCAAGGUGCUGGCUGUCAAUCAGGAGAACGAGCAUCUGAUGGAAGAUUAUGAGAGGCUGGCCAGCGAUCUCCUGGAGUGGAUCCGGCGCACCAUCCCCUGGCUGGAGGACCGCGUGCCCCAGAAAACCAUCCAGGAGAUGCAGCAGAAGCUGGAGGACUUCCGCGACUACCGGCGUGUCCACAAACCGCCUAAGGUACAAGAGAAGUGCCAGCUGGAGAUCAAUUUCAACACGCUGCAGACCAAGCUGCGCCUCAGCAACCGGCCCGCCUUCAUGCCCUCCGAGGGCAAGAUGGUCUCGGACAUCAACAAUGGCUGGCAGCACCUGGAGCAGGCGGAGAAGGGCUACGAGGAGUGGCUACUGAAUGAGAUCCGCAGGCUGGAGCGGCUCGACCACCUGGCAGAGAAGUUCCGGCAGAAGGCCUCCAUCCACGAGGCCUGGACUGAUGGGAAGGAGGCCAUGCUGAAACAGCGGGACUAUGAGACAGCCACCCUCUCGGAUAUCAAAGCCCUCAUCCGCAAGCACGAGGCCUUCGAGAGCGACCUGGCCGCACACCAGGACCGCGUGGAGCAGAUUGCGGCCAUCGCCCAGGAGCUCAACGAGCUGGAUUACUACGACUCCCAUAAUGUCAACACCCGCUGCCAGAAGAUCUGCGACCAAUGGGACGCUCUUGGCUCUCUGACCCACAGCCGCAGGGAAGCCCUGGAGAAAACGGAGAAGCAGCUGGAGACCAUCGACCAGCUGCACCUGGAGUACGCCAAGCGGGCAGCGCCCUUCAACAACUGGAUGGAGAGCGCCAUGGAGGACCUGCAGGACAUGUUCAUCGUCCACACCAUCGAGGAGAUUGAGGGCCUGAUCUCAGCCCACGACCAGUUCAAGUCGACGCUGCCGGACGCCGACCGGGAACGGGAGGCCAUCCUGGCCAUUCACAAGGAGGCCCAGAGGAUCGCCGAGAGCAACCACAUCAAACUCUCGGGCAGCAACCCCUACACCACUGUCACCCCUCAGAUCAUCAACUCCAAGUGGGAGAAGGUGCAGCAGCUGGUGCCCAAGCGGGACCACGCGCUCCUCGAGGAGCAGAGCAAACAGCAGUCCAACGAGCACCUCCGCCGCCAGUUCGCCAGCCAGGCCAACAUCGUGGGGCCCUGGAUCCAGACCAAGAUGGAGGAGAUCGGCCGCAUCUCCAUCGAGAUGAACGGGACGCUGGAAGACCAGCUGAGCCACCUGAAGCAGUAUGAGCGCAGCAUCGUGGACUACAAGCCGAACCUGGACCUGCUGGAGCAGCAGCAUCAGCUCAUCCAGGAGGCCCUCAUCUUUGACAACAAACACACCAACUACACCAUGGAGCACAUCCGCGUGGGCUGGGAGCAGCUGCUCACUACCAUCGCCCGCACCAUCAACGAGGUCGAGAACCAGAUCCUCACCCGCGACGCCAAGGGCAUCAGCCAAGAGCAGAUGCAGGAGUUCCGGGCAUCCUUCAAUCACUUCGACAAGGACCACGGCGGGGCGCUGGGGCCGGAGGAGUUCAAGGCCUGCCUCAUCAGCCUGGGCUACGACGUGGAGAAUGACCGGCAGAAGCAGACAGGCAGCAUGGACUCCGAUGACUUCAGGGCUCUGCUUAUCUCCACAGGAUACAGCCUGGGCGAUGCCGAGUUCAACCGCAUCAUGAGCGUGGUCGACCCCAACCACAGCGGCCUCGUGACCUUCCAAGCCUUCAUCGACUUCAUGUCGAGGGAGACCACAGACACCGACACAGCCGACCAGGUCAUCGCCUCCUUCAAGGUCCUGGCAGGCGACAAGAACUUCAUCACGGCAGAGGAGCUGCGGAGAGAGCUGCCGCCCGACCAGGCCGAGUACUGCAUCGCCCGCAUGGCGCCGUACCAGGGCCCCGACGCCGUGCCCGGCGCCCUCGACUACAAGUCCUUCUCCACAGCCCUGUACGGCGAGAGCGACCUGUGAGGCCCCCCCCCCCACCGAGAACCCCUGACCGGAUGGCCCUUGUCACAGCCUCCAGGAGGGGCUGUCUCUCUCUCCCGGCUCCUGACUCUGUAUCUAUGCAAAGCACUCUGGCGGUCCUUUCUGGGGGGCGGAGGGCAGGGAGGGGCUGGGGCGGGCUCUCUCCUCUCUGUCUGUGUGUCGGAUGCCAGGGAGGCUUUCCCCUCCCCUGGACCGGCCUAAGGGACACGUCCAGGGUCAGGCUCCUGGUCUGGGAAAUGUAUAUGAUGUGUUG
Phacochoerus africanus (Common warthog) is the source of this 3163-nucleotide messenger RNA. It is a transcript of the gene ACTN4, whose product is annotated as actinin alpha 4. Lineage: Eukaryota; Metazoa; Chordata; Mammalia; Artiodactyla; Suidae. Gene Ontology annotation, biological process: muscle cell development; actin cytoskeleton organization. Gene Ontology annotation, cellular component: cortical actin cytoskeleton; cell junction; Z disc. The record is from RefSeq and is a predicted model, not a curated record. The transcript is spliced from 22 exons. Gene Ontology annotation, molecular function: calcium ion binding; actin filament binding. The coding region runs from base 91 to 2892 and encodes 933 amino acids.